AUGGAAGACUUAUGGGUACCAUUUAAAUUCGAGCGUUUAUCUGAAUAUUGUUUCGAAUGUGGAAGAAUUGGUCACUCGAUACCGGAAUGUAAAUGGAAGGAAACAGGGGCCACCCUUUCCAAAGCUUUUGACUGUGGGCUAAGAGCAGAGAUUUCUCCCAUCAAUGUUAUCAACUACGGAGUCAGGCCGCCGAAAAUCGCGGCUUAUCCAAAACCAAGCGUUCAACUAAGCCGGGAGGGAGGCCAGGAUGGUGGUGCGUGGCAGGAGCGGGUGGAAAGGUGGCUAGAGGACACUCCAGAUAAUGCAAUCGUACGAGAAAGGAUGAAUGUCAGCGACAAAGGAGGAGCACGUCAAGAGGGACACGUGCCUAUCGCUGAGAGCCACAGCUGUCCUGAGGAGAAUAUUCGAGAUCCUGAUGAGGUAUUUUCCCAAUCUAUCCCUCCCAUAAUUACUAUUGGGCCUUCUUCUUUUGUUAUUUCGGACCUCUCUGCUCGGGAAUCCAGGCCCACCCCUUCUCUUGUUAAGACCCCUUAUUUUGUAGAGGAACCUGAUAGCCCACGAGCCUUUCAGAGGAGCCCUCCCGCAAAAACCCAGAAAUCCCUUUCUUUGGAGGUGGCCCAAGAUGAGGACAUAAUUAAAACCCCUCUAAGCCCAAGAGCCCCUAUGGAAAUUGCCCUCUCUUCUGUAUUCGAUAGAUUCCUGUCCCUCAAACGUAAGGAGAGAGAGGAUGAUGAACCUCCCCAGAACUCCAAGAAAUCAGGUCACCUCAUCCAGCUGAAGGCGAAUGUACCAUCUCUCCCAGACACUCCUUUCCUCGUCCCCUCUAUCCCAUCUCCUGCCCUUUCUCCGUGCCUCCCUGUCAGCAGAGGAAGGGGGAGCCAAAGCCUUCGAGGUAACAGGGGGAAAAAAUCAACCCCGGUACGAAGAAUCAAGAAAGCCUUGCCAUAUGUGGAGGAGGAGCAACUAGUGGAUGUCCAGGUAUUCCAAAGUGAUUCUGUUCCCUCAACCCCUAGGUCUGAUGAAGGGGAUCAAAAUAGGGCUGUGGUGGCUGGCCCCAAUCAGCCACAGCCCCAAUGGGAGCGUAUUUUCUUUUGGAAUCAAUUGAGAGCUGUGGCUAGGGAGAAUCACUAUCCUUGGCUUUGUGUGGGAGAUUUCAAUGAAGUGGCUUCUACGUGGGAAAAGGAAGGGGGUAACGAAUAUAGGGGAAGGAGAAUUGAACUGUUCCAGGAGCUCAUUUCGGACUGUGGGUGGAUGGACUUGGAAUUUAAAGGUCCAGCAUUUACUUGGAGUAACAACCAAGGGGGUACCAACAACAUCCGAGAAAGACUAGACAGGGCUAUGGCUUCAGCGUCUUGGAGGUUGCUUUGGCCAACAGCUCAGGUUUUCCAUGAGGUAAAAAUGGGGUCGGAUCACUGCCCCCUGCUGAUCAAACUAAGCAACAACUUGAAGAAAGUUCCCUACCAGUUUAAGUUUGAAAGCAUGUGGGCAACAAGUGAAGAAUGCUCAAGAGUGAUAGCAAGUGCUUGGGAUACUUCUACUCCUGGGUCAGCUAUGUACUCGCUGAGAACCAAAUUGAGAUCAUGUCAGAAGAGUCUACAAGAAUGGAGUAGGAAAACUUUUGGGAACAACAAGAAGAGAAUUGAGGACCUUACAGAGAAAAUCCGAAUUAUCCAAAGCCUUCCUUUUAGUCAGGAAGGCUUCUCUCAGGAACAAGAUUUUGCAAAAGAGCUGGAGAUUACGAUGUUGAGAGAGGAGAUGUAUGUCCAUCAGAGGUCUCGAGUCAAUUGGUUAAAAUUUGGGGAUAAGAACACUGUGUUCUUCCAUGCUACCCUGAUGCAAAGAAGACAGAGAAAUCAGUUGUGCACUAUUAAAGAUGGAAGAGGUAUUUGGCUGAAGGAGGAGACUGAGAUCAACAGACACUUGGGUGAGUUCUUCUCGAACCUUUUUGAAGCCUCAGGAGACAGAGACUUUACUGCAGCACUGGUAGGAGUCCACAGGAAAAUCACAGAUUCAAUGAAUCAUAAACUCACCAAGGCGAUCUCGAAAGGGGAAAUCUUGUUGGCCAGGGACCAACUAGGGGCUUUGAAAUCACCUGGGCCUGAUGGCUUCCCAGGUUUCUUCUACAAAAAACCUAUUGCCCCGUGUAACUUCAUCUUGAAAAUCAUCACGAAAAUUCUUGCUAAUCGUCUCAAAAGUAUCCUGAGGGGUAUUAUCACCCCAAACCAAUCUGCUUUUGUCCCUGGCAGACUUAUCCAAGACAAUAUCAUCGUGGCCCACGAAGCUUUCCACCACCUCAGGAGAAAGAAGAAUGGUUAUGGGGGAUACAUGGCCGUCAAACUAGACUUCAACAAAGCCUAUGAUCGAGUAGAGUGGGACUUUCUGCAAGCAAUAUUGGAAAAAAUGGGUUUUAAUCGGGUGUGGAUUCAAUGGGUUAUGCAGUGUGUAACUACAAUGAGCUUUGGGGUAAGUGUGAAUGGUGAAGUCAAGGCAAAAGUGUCUCCUCGAAGGGGACUCCGGCAAGGGGACCCUCUAUCACCCUAUCUCUUCUUACUUGUGAAGGAUGUCCUCUCUAACCUCCUUACCCAAGCUGUCCAGUCCAGAAACCUUUUAGGAGUUCAUUUGGGUCAACAAUGCCCUUCCUUGUCACAUAUCUUUUUUGCGGACGAUGCUCUCUUAUUUGCAAAAGCUGAAUUGCCCGAAUGCCAGUCCCUUAUGAAGAUUUUGGAUACAUAUGGAAAGGCAUCAGGACAAUCAGUGAACCUGAAUAAGUCUGGAAUAUUUUUCUCCUCCAAUCUAAACCCCAUCGACAAACAGCUUAUUUGCUCCUUCCUAAACAUCCCACCUCUCAAAGAUGACGCGAAAUAUCUGGGGCUCCCCUCCUUAUGGGGAAGAUCAAAAGCUGAGGAAUUAUCUUUUUUGGUGGAGAAAACUCUGAAGAAGUUGCAAGGAUGGAAGCAAAGAAUCAUCUCUCAUUCAGGAAAGGAAGUUAUGAUCAAAGAUGUGGCUCAAGCCAUCCCCACGUAUGCUAUGGCUUGCUUUUGGUUCCCUCAGAAGACAGUGAAUAAACUGAACUCGUUGAUAAGGAAUUACUGGUGGAAAGGUGAUCCGGAGAAUAGAGGGAUUUUUUGGGCCAGUUGGGACAGGAUGAUUGCUCCAAAAGAGGAAGGAGGAAUGGGUUUUCGUGAUUUCAGUGCUUUCAAUGAGGCUCUCCUGGCAAAACAGGCUUGGAGACUCUUGAUGAAUCCUAAUUCUUACUGGGCAAAGAUGAUGAAAGGUCUUUACUUCCCCAACUCAAAUUUCUUGACAGCCGUUAGAGGAAAAAAGGCCUCUUGGGCUUGGACCAGCAUGCUGAAGGGAAGGGAGGUUCUUUGUAAAGGGUUGAGGUGGCAGGUGAGUGGAGGUCGUGAAAUCAACUUUUGGGAAGAUAAAUGGGUUCCUUCGAUUCAGAAUUUCAAAGUAAACACGCCGAAGCCUCACGGAUGUCAAAUUCAGAAAGUCUCAGAAGUUAUAAGGCCAGGGAUGCAAGGUUGGGAUGUGAACAAGCUUAGAAGGGUCAUUUCAGAGGAUGAGGUAAAUGCCAUAGUGAAGAUUGCUUUACCAUCAAACCCUCGCAGGGAUAGACUGAUCUGGCACUAUAAUUCCCAAGGUAUAUACACGGUCAAAUCUGGAUAUAGAGUUGCUCUGAAAAUCAAUGAGAUCUAUAUUGACAAGCCAGAAUCGUCCUUUAAACCCAAUAAACACCUUUGGAAACUCAUUUGGAAGCUGAAUGUCCCCCCUAAAGUUAGAAAUUUUUGGUGGAGAGUAUGUAAAAAUGGUUUGGCAACCAAGGAAAAUCUUUUCAGAAGGAGGUGUGCUCAAUCCCCCACAUGUCCUCUCUGUAACGAUUGCGUGGAAUCAGUGGAACAUAUGCUAACCCAGUGUGCUUGGACUAGACCAGUUUGGUUUGGUAGCAACUUGAUCUCUAAGGUAUCCCCUGAGAAAUGCCCUUCUAUGUUGAUUUGGUCUUCUGGUAUCAUAGACAAGAGCUCCAGUCUCAAAGAAGCAUCAGAGGUAAUAAGUAAGGUGGCGCUCCACAUUUGGAAGGAAAGAAACGACUUCGUGUUUAAUCAUCUGGAGGUAAACCCCCUGUCUACUGUGGUUAGAGCUUCCAAAGCUCAAACUGAAUUUGGAUUAAUCUCGGCUAUUCAGAGAGAGGUUUUGGAGCACAAUGAUGCUCCCCCUUCUGCCAAUCUGGCCUGGAGAAAACCAAUCCCUGGUAGCCUGAAAAUUAACUGUGAUGUCGCAAUUCCCCUGGAUAGUGAAAAAGCUACAGCAGCAAUGGUGGUUCGUAAUGAAGUAGGUGAGCUGAUUGAUGGUUCGACUGCUACCUUCCCAGUCUACUCAGUUUUACAUGGAGAGCAAGAAGCGAUCAGGAGGGCAUGUCACAUGGUUGAAGGCCUAAAAGUUAGCCAAGUCAUAAUUGAAUCGGACAACAGGAGGGCCAUUGAACUCAGUGUCUCAGAACUUGUGCCCCCGUGGGAAGUUUUUGAAGUAGUAAUGGACAUAAGGAGGCUGAUGAAGCAGAAGAACUUGAAGAUGGAAUGGGUGAACAGAUUUGGCAACAAGAUUGCUCACCAAGUGGCAGCAUGGGCAUCAAAAGGCCAACUUCAACCUGACUGGGUUUCUAGCCCCCCCAUUGCUUUAUUUUCUUUGCUGUAUGCAGAUGCUUUUAAUUCUGAGUUGUAG
This is a messenger RNA of Rhododendron vialii, 4725 nucleotides long. RefSeq lists its product as uncharacterized. The transcript has 3 exons. NCBI's taxonomy places the organism in Eukaryota, Viridiplantae, Streptophyta, Magnoliopsida, Ericales, Ericaceae. Gene Ontology annotation, molecular function: RNA-DNA hybrid ribonuclease activity; zinc ion binding; nucleic acid binding. The coding region runs from base 1 to 4725 and encodes 1574 amino acids. The record is from RefSeq and is a predicted model, not a curated record.